AUGCCUGGGCACAACGAAAUCGUAGGAAAUGUUAAUCCGAUGAGCUCGCAAGAAAAAGCGCCCAUACGUAAAAUCCAUCAGGAUGACCACGAGCUGAGCUUAUCCUUUCUUCGCAUACUCAAGCUUCACUCGAGCUCCUCCAAUGAAAAGACUUUUGGCUCAGAGUGGAAUGUAAAAGGCAGUGAGUUCGACUACGAGCAUCAAUCCAAAUGGUAUGACGAUUUUCGGCAAUGCAGCUUUAAUCGUCAAUCACCGAUUGAACUAAACUCUAAUGAGGCCGUUAUAUCAUAUGACCUACCGUCGUUGAAAUUCAUACACUUUGACGUGCCCUACAAGAAAGCGGUGCGAAGUGAGAAUAACGGACACACGGCGAAUAUACAAUUGCCCACGACGAGACUCGAUAGCGCUUACAUCGUUGGCGGGCCACUGCAGAACGGCACGACUUACAUAAUGGAGAGUUUGCACUUUCAUUGGGGUUCCAUCGACUCGCAUGGCUCCGAGCAUGUGCUCGACAGUGAACGCUACUCGAUGGAAAUGCAUUUGCUGCAUCGGAAUAUCAAAUAUGCGACAGUGGAGGAAGCGCGCGAACACGAAGACGGCUUGGCUGUGCUGGCCGUGCUGUACGCGGUGAAUGAAAAUGUCACAGAGGAUUUCGUCGGCUUGAAUGAAGUCAUAAAUGUUUUGGAAUCCAUUUCCGAAUUCAAUCGCUCCACAGAAAUUGACAAUUUUCUGCUCUCCGUUUUACUAGGCGACAUGGAUGUUGAUGAGUUUUACACUUACGCUGGCUCGCUGACUACGCCGCCCUGCUCGCAGGCCGUCACUUGGGUGGUGUUCUCGCAUCCCAUCACAAUUACGCCCAGCCAAAUGGAGCGCUUCCGCCGGCUGUCCGAUGGUCAUGGCGCUACAUUGGAGAACAAUUAUCGCGCGCUGCAGGCGAAGGGUAAUCGAAGCGUUGUUCUGCGUCAAAAACGCAGAGUGCUGGAGUCCUCGGUGCAAUCGGCGCUCUAUUGGGAGCUGUUGAAUAAACUCAAGCCGCAGGGAGAGCCAGUUGCGAAUGAUGGUGAUGAUGGAAAGUGA
This is a messenger RNA of Bactrocera tryoni, 1077 nucleotides long. Its product is annotated as carbonic anhydrase 2-like. Lineage: Eukaryota; Metazoa; Arthropoda; Insecta; Diptera; Tephritidae. Gene Ontology annotation, cellular component: cytoplasm. The transcript has 4 exons. Gene Ontology annotation, molecular function: zinc ion binding; carbonate dehydratase activity. The coding region runs from base 1 to 1077 and encodes 358 amino acids. The record is from RefSeq and is a predicted model, not a curated record.